GAUUUUGAGUAGAGCUUAAAGACAUCCAUGGGUUUCGAAAGAAUCAAAGGGCUUUCACAGGAAUAUCGUUGCCUCAACUAUUGAAGUAAUCUCGAUGUACUGAGACUGCGUUCAAUCCCCCUGAAUGAGCGUCCUGCUGAUUAUGAUUCUGGAGAGGAAGCCGAAUCCGGUUCUGAUAUGGAGGUGUACGAUCUGGGCAUCCCCACGGAUAUGGAGCGCCACAUCUGCCCGAUCAGGAGCGCCCUUGACCACGACCAAGUCCUCUCCCGCGUGGCCCUCAAUAAGAUCCGUACCUUCCUUCCUCCACCGUUCGUCUGGAGUGUGAGAGGCGCUGAGCAUGUGAUGAGGAGACGUCCGGGGAUGAUCAUGCUUCACCUGGAUUCCGUUGAAGCCAGGCUGCGGUUUCCACUUCAUGCGUUCUAUGUGGAGUUCUUCCACUGUUUCCAGGUGGCCCCGGCGCAAUUCAUGCCAAAUUCUUAUAGAUUCAUAUCGGCCUUCUUGGUGCGCUGCAAACUUGCGGGGGUCGAUGCCACUCUGGAGCUCUUCCACUAUUUCUACCGCGUCACUCCCCAGAAUGCCGACGGGUAUCUGAGCGUGGCCGCACGUCCUGGGAGGCGGCUGUUCAAGAGCUACCCCUCGUCCAUCCACGACUGGAAGAACCGCUUCUUCUUCCUUCGAUACGACGGGCCUCCUCUCCCUCUCCGGUGGAAUGGGUAUCCCCCAAAGAUUGAGUCACCGGAGCCGACCGACGAUCUGCUUUUGGAUGCGGAGAAGGUGUUGGAGGGUGGCGUCCGUCCCAUAGCCGGGUAUCUGACCUUCGAGGCACUCUCCGGGGCAGGCAUAGGUUCUCCGCCAGAUCGAGACCAGAUGAAUCACGCCGAGUGUUUGAAGACAAGGAAGGCCAAAGCGGCCGCUGCUAAAGCCGCACUGGCGAAAGCCAAGAAUGCCCCCGCCCCGGAGUCCAACUCCUCGGCUUCUGACGCUGCCCGGCGAACCGCCGAGGGUGAGCAGCACCUGAUUGCCACUAUGCUGGCUCAGGGUUCCGGGGCCCCUGCUCUUGAAGCUGCCCUUCCACCACCGGCCGUCCCGUCGAAGGCGGCUCCUCAAAAGGGGACGGAGAAGGUCCCCGAAAAGAAACAAAAGAGGGGCCGCGAGGCAGUCUCCACCGGGCCCCUGCUUGAAGAUGCCGGCUCCUUGCCAUUGAGCCGCCCGGCGGAAGAGCUUUGGAGGGAGAUGGCCCUCAAGGCUGGCCUAGAGCUGCCCAGCCGUUCGUCUUCUGAGGCGACCAGCGCUGCCCUGGCAGCCGCUCUUCAGUCUGGGCUCCUUGUCCUUCAAGCUGAAGCUGCCCGGGAGGCCGAUCUCAAGGAGGCCAAGGCUAAGGCCGAUGCGGCCAUUGCUGCGGCUCGGGAGGCCGCCCGUCGAGCCGAGGCGGAGGCUGCGGCCAAGGGGAGGGAGAUUGCAGCCCUGCAGGCUGAAUCCCGCAGCCAGUUGGCCGGUCUUGAAAGAGCCGGUUUCAAGCUUGUUCCGGUGCUCCCUGCCGCCCAGGACGCCACUCCGGAGUGGUUAGUCGACACCUCCGGUUACAGGAACACCGGGGAGUUCAUGGAUUCCGCCAAGGAUUAUUGCGCCGGAGCCUUCGGUGAUGUGUUCUCUGCGGCACUGGAGAAGAUCCCACCCCGGCAGCGUCUGGCGAGCGGGGUCCGGAUUCUGGAGAGCUCCCCCUUGUCCCACAAGUUCCUCUACGAGGUCGGCGACAGCUCCUUCGCCGCUGGUUAUAAUGAGGGGGUCAAGGCCACCCUUCCCAUCUUCUCAAGGCUGCAGGGGGCCGACUUCGAGCUCGCUGCAAAUACGGACGACGAUCUGCUGCUCCAAGCCUUGGGGAAGUUGGGGAGAGACCAACGGCGGGAGGAAGCCAAGGCUAAAGGGGAAAUUCCGGAACCCCCAUCCCCCGAGCCCGAGGAAGAGGAGGAGAAGCUGAACCAGGGUGGCAGCCGACCGGGAUCCCCCUUCUUUGUGUAAUGUAGUUUGUAUUUUUCCAUUCCAACUUUUGUAAUGUCCGGCCGUUAGAGCCGAAGAAUAGACAUCCUUUCGCCCAUAAUUGUUCCAUGUUCGUG
This is a messenger RNA of Cuscuta epithymum, 2114 nucleotides long. The record is from the annotation of a GenBank genome assembly. NCBI's taxonomy places the organism in Eukaryota, Viridiplantae, Streptophyta, Magnoliopsida, Solanales, Convolvulaceae.